Messenger RNA from Capsella rubella, 1939 nucleotides. Its product is annotated as probable protein phosphatase 2C 5. NCBI's taxonomy places the organism in Eukaryota, Viridiplantae, Streptophyta, Magnoliopsida, Brassicales, Brassicaceae. Bases 217 to 1581 code for a protein of 454 amino acids. Gene Ontology annotation, molecular function: protein serine/threonine phosphatase activity. The record is from RefSeq and is a predicted model, not a curated record. The transcript is spliced from 7 exons. Gene Ontology annotation, biological process: protein dephosphorylation.
AAGCCUCGAUAGUGUUCUUCUACUGAUUUUUUUCUGUCGCUUUUGCUCGAUUCUACUUUCAUCACAUUUCUUUUCUGCAUCUCAAAAGAUUCCUAGAAUUCUGUAGAUUAGGGUUUUCCUCUGCAUUCACGAAGAUGAGAGAUUAUAUGUCUGUAGACAUCAGUUCAUACUUUUGGAUGAGAAACGGAACUUGCAGUAGUAAAGUGGGUUUGUGGAAUGCAUCCAACUAAAAUGAUAAAUUUUGUCUGUGAUGAACAAGAUUGUGUUCCAGCCAAUGCUGAAGCCUGGACAAAAAUGAGUGUGUCAAAAGCAUCGGGGACGAAACAUCCGCUUGUUCCUCUUGCAACCUUGAUUGGUAAUGAGCUGAGGAGCGAGAAAGUAGAGAAACCUCUUAUCAAGUAUGGUCAAGCCGCUCUUGCUAAGAAAGGAGAAGACUACUUUCUGAUCAAAACUGAUUGUCAGAGGGUACCUGGUGAUCCUUCAUCGGCUUUUUCAGUUUUUGGGAUAUUUGAUGGACACAAUGGUAAUUCAGCUGCCAUAUAUACUAAGGAACAUCUUCUGGACAAUGUGGUGAGUGCUAUACCUCAAGGCGCUAGCAGGGACGAGUGGCUUCAAGCUCUUCCUAGGGCUUUAGUUGCAGGCUUUGUGAAAACUGACAUUGAAUUUCAGCAGAAAGGGGAAACUUCUGGAACAACCGUGACUUUUGUUCUAAUUGAUGGCUGGACUAUCACUGUCGCUUCUGUUGGUGACUCUCGCUGCAUAUUAGAUACCCAAGGUGGUGUGGUUUCUCUACUGACUGUCGAUCACAGGCUAGAAGAGAAUGUUGAAGAGAGAGAACGCAUAACUGCCAGUGGAGGUGAGGUCGGAAGGCUCAAUGUAUUUGGUGGCAAUGAGGUCGGCCCACUUCGAUGCUGGCCUGGUGGUUUGUGUCUUUCGAGGUCCAUUGGUGAUACGGACGUGGGAGAAUUUAUUGUCCCUAUACCACAUGUUAAGCAAGUGAAACUUUCCGAUGCUGGAGGGAGACUCAUUAUAGCUUCAGAUGGUAUAUGGGAUAUACUGUCUUCUGAUAUGGCUGCAAAAGCUUGUCGGGGUUUAUCUGCUGAGCUUGCGGCUAAACUUGUUGUUAAGGAAGCAUUGCGAACAAAAGGGUUGAAGGAUGAUACUACUUGUGUAGUUGUUGACAUAGUUCCAUCUGAUCAUCUGGCCUUGGCUCCAACACCCACAAAGAAGCAAAACGCAUUCACCUCAUUUCUGUCUAGGAAAAACCAUACCGCUGCCAACAACAAAAAUGGGAACAAGCUCUCUGCUGUAGGAGCUGUGGAAGAAUUGUUUGAAGAAGGUUCUGCUGUGCUUGCAGAUAGAUUGGGAAAGGAUCUUCUCUCAAAUACGGAGACUGGGCUUUUAAAAUGUGCUGUAUGUCAAACAGAUGAAUUUCCGGGUGAAGGCUUAUCAAGCAACGGGGGAUCUAUCAUCUCCUCAGCGUCUAAUCGUUGGGAAGGUCCCUUCCUAUGCACAAUAUGCAAGAAAAAGAAAGACGCUAUGGAAGGAAAAAGACCAAGCAAAGGUUCAGUGACCACGUAAAGCCACUUUGCUCUAGGAAAAAAUCAUGAUAUCUGGUAAGAAAUUCGUAUGUUUUCUUAUAUAUCUUCUUCUGGGGUGCUCUGUGAGGUAGCCUGGUUUUGUGUUCUUUUCCCAGGCAUUGAUUGGAGAAGUAGCGGUAAUAGUAGAAGUGUAUGCAAAUGUUUGUAGAGAGAGAGACAAUAGAUCCAAUUCUUAUCUAUUGUUUGAGAUUUCCCUAGUUUGCUACUCGGCUUAUGCUGACCAUUUACCUUAGUAGAUGUGUUUUUGCUUGGGAAUUGCUGAUAAACUAACAAGAGUUUCUAAGUUGUAAGUAAUCUAUAUUUGAUUAUUGUCAAUCCUAUUGGUCCCUUUUAUUGAA